AUGGAAGAUUCCGCGGCCGUGGCCGCAUCAUUCCAGUUGUCAGAGUUGGAUUUCAGCCUCAUCACCGAAGGAAGGGUAAACGUGCGUUUGUGCAGAUGCCAGAUCGGAUGGCCCUCAGUCCACUCGCACCCGUUUCAGGCUUCUCUCCAAGACAUGCUUGUGGCUGUCUCGCUCCUCGCCAUCUCGCUGUCUAUUCUCAUAUACCACCAUCCGCCGUCGACAUGGCGGGCCUUGCUAUCCCCAGCAGAAGGGCCCGCGCGCGUCAUAGAGGCCGAGCAGAUGUCGCAGAAUGGCGGCCCAGUUCAAUCGGUCUCAGCUAGACAGGAAAGAACCGAGCCUCAAGCUUACACAGAUCGCGAAACAGAAGAGACGUCAACAUCUUCAUCGUCGCCGCAGACAACGCCAAAGGCAGUUCCGAGCGCCCCUCUGGACAGCGUCGCCAUUCCCACCUUCGCACUCGUAGCAAAUGAAAGCUCCGAUGAAGAUGAAGGAGAUCUGCCUCCCCCCUCCUUUCCAGCGGCCAACUCUGCGCAGCGAACUUCUGUCCAAUCCUCCCUCAUGCCAUCCCCUCCGACACCCGCGUCCAUGGCCCCACCCCCAAGUCCCGCGGCCUCCUCGCUCAUGGCACCUCCUCCACGAAUCGUGCCCUCAAAUCUACGCGCCCUUCCCACAUUCUCUGAACCCUUGCGUAUGCCGACCACUGGGCCUCUCCCGAACCGCGGUCCAGCUCCAAACCGGGCCCCAUCAGUUUCGAAUGGUGGCCUCACCCCCUCAGUGAAGACUACAAACGCAAGAGGCAAAGUGCUUCUUUCUCCUGGUCACUCUCCACUCGACUGGGCGAGUCUGCAGCGUUCGGGGAAGAAUCUGUCGGGUGUUCCUUCUCUUAUCCGCGUCACGCCCUCGCAGCUGAAGUACAACAACGGGAGGAAAGAGAAGCCUGCAUGGUCGAGUUAUCAGGGUAAGGUGUACAACAUCACACCCUACCUACCCUUCCAUCCCGGAGGUGAAGGCGAGUUGAGGAGGGCGGCAGGAAAGGACGGUACAAAGCUAUUCAUGGAAGUACAUCCUUGGGUGAAUUGGGAGAACAUGCUAGGCGAAUGCGUAGUAGGAGUCAUGGUUAGCGAGGAACAAGCACAAUCCAUCGCUGGAGGCAGCUUGGAAGAUAUGGAUUGAUAAUGUUUGAUACCCAAUAGAUCUCCGGCAUUGGUACCGGCGUUACGAAUAGACCCUGAAGUAUAUCUCUUCUCUAGAGGAAUAACCACAACAGUACAACGCAAAUGCUCGGUUGCCUUUGCAGCGAGUGUAUUUUGAAGUUUGAGAAACUGAUUAGAAAACACCUACCGCCAACUACUCGAGGCCAAGGAAGUCACGGGGGCGGUCUUUCCCUUCCAGCCUAAAUGCAAUAUACAGCAAUUUGGCAGACGCAGCCCAAUCUCAGCCUCCCACCACGUGG
Lindgomyces ingoldianus is the source of this 1453-nucleotide messenger RNA. RefSeq lists its product as uncharacterized. The record is from RefSeq and is a predicted model, not a curated record. Gene Ontology annotation, molecular function: heme binding. Lineage: Eukaryota; Fungi; Ascomycota; Dothideomycetes; Pleosporales; Lindgomycetaceae. The coding region runs from base 1 to 1173 and encodes 390 amino acids. The transcript has 2 exons.